AUGUCCACAAAUUCACAGCCACAAGCUGUUUCGCAGUUGGCAAACCAAGAAGCUGCUGCCCUAAGUGUCACACAACAAUUACACUCUUCUCUGCUGCAAGCGCCUUCACAGUUUUCUCAGGUGGCAUUGCAACAGGUACACCCUCCGCAGCAAAGUUCUCAGUCAUCUCAGCAAAUGGUCUCUGAGAUCCAAAAAGAGUUGCAUCCGAGACAUCCGUUAACUCAAAAUUUAGAGCAGCAGCAAAAUUCCCAGGUUACCAGGCUUGAGAUUGCGAUGGAGGAGAGAUAUGAGCCAUUGAAGGAGCUCGGGUUUGGAAAUUUUGUUGCAGUCAAAUACAUAGGAAGGGGGAAGAAGGAUUUGUCAGGAUUGUUGCACUCACAGCAUAAAUCAACUGUUGGAACUCCAGCAUACAUUGCUCCGAAGCUCCUGUCACGAAAGGAAUAUAAUGGAAAGAUUUCAGAUGUUUGGUCCUGUGGUGUGACGCUCUGUGUGAUGUUGGUGGGUGCCUACCCUUUUGAGGAUCCAGAAGAUCCUAGAAAUUUUUGUAAGACCAUUGAUAGAAUAAAGAGUGUUCAGUACUCCAUACCCGACUAUGUAUGUGUGUCUGCAGACUAUAGACAUCUUCUUUCUCGGAUUUUUGUUUCUGACCCUUCAGAGAGGAUUAGUAUCCCAGAUAUCAAGCAGCACCCAUGGUUUCUGAAAAAUUUGCCGAAAGAGCUAAUUGAAAUUAAGAAAACAAACUUUAGGGAAGCAUUACAUGAUCAACCAUCUCAGGGUGUUGAAGAAAUAAUGCGUUGCAUACAAGAAGCAAAGACGCCAGGUGAAGAAGCCAAAGUCGGCGCACAAGCUAGCGCAGGGGCUGAUGAUUUGGAUGGUGAAUAG
Pistacia vera is the source of this 882-nucleotide messenger RNA. Its product is annotated as serine/threonine-protein kinase SAPK1-like. The coding region runs from base 1 to 882 and encodes 293 amino acids. NCBI's taxonomy places the organism in Eukaryota, Viridiplantae, Streptophyta, Magnoliopsida, Sapindales, Anacardiaceae. The record is from RefSeq and is a predicted model, not a curated record. Gene Ontology annotation, biological process: intracellular signal transduction; protein phosphorylation. Gene Ontology annotation, molecular function: ATP binding; protein serine/threonine kinase activity. The transcript is spliced from 8 exons.